Molecule: messenger RNA, 4664 nt
Organism: Scomber scombrus (Atlantic mackerel)
Lineage: Eukaryota; Metazoa; Chordata; Actinopteri; Scombriformes; Scombridae
Gene: sntb2
Product: syntrophin, beta 2
Exons: 7
Coding region: 207-2003 (598 amino acids)
Cellular component (GO): synapse; intracellular anatomical structure; dystrophin-associated glycoprotein complex
Molecular function (GO): structural molecule activity; protein binding
Source: RefSeq, a predicted model, not a curated record
UCACUGCCAGGAGUCCUUUUCUUCUCCUCUGCCUCUCUCUGUUUUCCUCUUGCUCUCCCUGCAGCCUCACUGUGAGUGAGUGGGUGUGUCGAUGCGGGCCAGUGCAGCCUAGUCGCUGCUUGUGCGCACUCUGAAAAAGAGGGAAAAAGUUGAUGAUGAGUUUAGUGUGAGAACGGCCCGCCUCGGAGCAGGCUCACCGUCCAGGAAUGGCAGUGUGGACCCGAGCGGACAAAAACGGUCAGCUGGACCUUCUCCUCCGGGACCGAUGGAUCCGAGUGGCGGCCGAGCUCACCCGAGAAACGCUGACUUUAACGGCCGAGGCGGAGGCAACCGGACAGGGGGGCAACCACUGGGACUACAAUAACUCUUCGGCAGGCCUGCGGAAUGGCAUGUCGAACGGAAACGACCCGGGACCAGGUGCGGGGACCCCUGGCCGGGGUCCGUCUGCGGGUCAGGAACAACUACAGAACCAGAACCAGAACCACGGGGGGCGGGGGGGGCGCAGCGGAAGCCCGGGGCGCGGUGGUGGCAGUCGGGGUCAAUACGACGGCAACUACGGUCUAAACAGCUCCGGAAAGUACCCGAAUAACGGCACAAACUCAGACUUUGGAAGCCCCGGCUCCAGCUACGGGAGCCCCGGGUCCAGCUUCAGCUCGAGACAGGGCGACUGUCCAGUCAGUCUGGACGGCUCCUCGGAGGCGGUGAGGAAGGUCCGAGUUGUCAAACAGGAGUCUGGCGGGCUGGGGAUAAGUAUCAAGGGGGGGCGCGAGAACCGGAUGCCCAUCCUCAUCUCAAAGAUCUUCCCCGGGCUCGCCGCGGACCAGAGCCGGGCUCUGCGGGUGGGCGACGCGAUUCUGUCGGUGAACGGGAACGACCUCCGGGAGGCGACGCACGACCUGGCGGUGCAGGCGCUAAAGAAGGCGGGCAAAGAAGUGACGCUGGAGGUGAAGUACAUCCGCGAGGUUUCCCCGCUCUUCAAGAAGCCGUCCCUGGUGGCCGACCUGCCGUGGGAUGGUGUCCGCCCACAGUCGCCCAGCUACAGCGGCAGUGAGGACUCCGGGUCACCCAAACAUAGCAGCUCCUCCUCCUCCUCCAAAGACAGGAAGGUCAUCAGCCUGAAGAUGUGCUUCAUCAGCAGGAACCUCACAAUGCCAGAUCUGGAGAACAGACUGUUGGAGCUCCAUUCCCCAGACGGCCAGCACACAGUGGUGCUGCGUUGUAAAGAUGGCCCCACUGCCAAUUCCUGGUUCACUGCCAUCCACACCAACAUUGCCGCCCUCCUGCCACAGACCCUGGCUCACAUCAAUUCCUACAUGGGGGCAUCGGCUUCCACGCACCCCCACCUCAAACACAUCGGGUGGCUGGCUGAACAGGUCCAGCUGGAAGGUGGACGGCAGCAGUACAGGCCUGUGGUCAUGGCACUGACAGAGAAGGACAUCCUGCUAUUUGAAUCGGUGCCAUGGAGCAGAGAGUCCUGGUCCAUACCUCUGCUCACACAUCCACUGCUAGCCACAAGGCUCGUUCACUCUGGUAGCGCCCGGGGGUCUCCUGCCCAGGGUUCAGACCUGGUGUUUGCCACUCGGACAGGCACGGGCCGAGGCAUCGAGUCCCACAUCUUCCGUGUGGAGACCCACUGGGAUCUGUCGUCAUGGACGCGAGCCCUGGUGCAGGGUGCACACGCCGCCGCCGAGCUCAUCAAAGAAGUCUCCAUCGGUGAGUGCUGCACGAUGAACAGACAAGACGUUCGGCUGACGCUGCACUAUGAGAAGGGCUUCACUGUGACAAGAGAGCCAGCUGACCCAGCAGGGGGCGCCGUGCUGUUCAGAUACCCCUAUGAGAAGCUCAAAAUGUCAGCAGAUGACGGAAUACGCAACCUUUACCUUGACUUUGGGGGUCCAGAGGGAGAAAUGGUAUUUGACCUCCACUCGGGUCCAAAGCCGGUGGUGUUCGUUCUCCACUCCUUCCUGUCAGCCAAGCUCACCCGUAUGGGCCUGCUGACGUGAAGUAACCAACAGCAGCGUGGACAAGAGGUCACCGACCGGCCCAGGCACAACGGGGAGAGGGGGUAGACACUCCCAGAAUGCUGAUAAUGGGAGUUCAUUUUUAAUUUCACACACUUCUUUUUUUUUGCAAUCUCUCCAUUCACAGCUGCAGUUAGGCCUGAGGUGUCGCCACAGGGACGAUUUAACCCAUAAAUCGUUUUGUUGAUUGUCUCAAAAACGCGCCUUCUCUUCCGACUUCUCCUUUGCGUCUUAACGUUGUUUUAUUUGUCAGGGGAAAGCAAGUGGCACUUUGCUUGAAGUCUUGAGGUGUUUAGAAGACAGUUACAAUGUAAUAAUAUACGAAAAAUAGCUAUUAACAAUCUCAUAACAUUCCAUGUGAUAAUGUAUUAAUCAUUGUAAUUACUGUUAUAAAAAAAACAUCACCAGUGCACUUCAAGUAAAGUUUUACUGAAAAAUGUAAAGGAGAGGAGGAUUUUUUUAGACAAUUAAUACAAUACAAUAUAAUACAAUAAUAUAAUACAUUAAUACAGCCAAGCACAGAUUGGUGAACGCUCCCUGUUUUUACUCUAUGCCUAUCAUUCCAUGACAGCCUUCCAAUGUACUUUGGGCUCUUCUUAUGUACUUCUUUGUCUUUAUCUGUCGACACACGAGAGAAAGAAGCAGUUUUAGAGUCAGAAUGCAGUUAACUGAGCAGAGAUUGUGUGACUGAAGACAAGAAAUUUGUAUAUGUGUGUGUGUGUGCUGUGUGUGUGUGUCUCAAUACUACAUGCUCCUGUUGGCUUGAUAGCGUGCCUGCUGUCUGCCAGACUCACCUUUUAGCACAUGAUCCCAAACUACUGUUGUAAUCAGGAUCGCCAACUGUGCCUUUCUACAUGUAGUUAAAGACACUCUUUGUAACAUUUCCUUUUUUUAUUUCCCACACAAUAAGAGAAUUUUAAGCUUUUGACAUGCACAAGCAAUAGUAUUACUCUUAUAGUGUAAACUAUGUUAUGUUGUGUUUUUUUAAAAGUGUAUUACGCAUGAUAGCAUGACUUCCUGACAUUGAACUCAAAAUGAACUCUGUAUCAGAUGAUGAUAUAUAUAUGACAUGACUGUGUGUUACCUCCUUUCCUUCACCGACACUACCACAUUGUCUCAAUGUCGCCAUCGUCCCAUUCCACUUUGCUUGAGAUUACUCGUCUCUUGUUACCAUCCUCGAAGAACAUGUCCUAAACUCUGGCCAGAGACUGUUAAACAGCCGUUUUACAAGGCGGACCAUCACAUCACAGAAGUACUAAUAUAGUUUAAUAAUUUGAACAGUAAUGGUCAAACAUUUCUCAGCUUCUACGAAUGCUUGCAUUAGAGAAUGUAACAGUACAGUUGAUCAGCCUAUUAUGAUCUUUUCCUCCCGUAAGAAAGCGUGAUAAAAUAAUCUUAUUCAAGUGCCAAUGACUAGCUAUUUUCAGAGCUUUCUAAGCUUUCAAAGCUACUAAGUGGACCUUGAGAAAAGAUUAUUUUGUCAAACGACUAUUCCCCAGGUUGAAAAUCAACUUCUGCGCUUCUAAGAAUAUGUUCAUUAGAGCUACAAUCACAUUGCAGAUUUUAAGAUCCCUGUAAUUUAAAAAACAAUUUUAUCACCCAGUUCGCACUCAUAUUUAAGUACAAUACCCAUAGUCCAGGUUUUGUUUAUUGGGGUUUUAUUGGGGGUUUUUUGUCAUUGAAUUUAAGUUGUCCUCCCUUUCGUUCAUCUGUUCAGUCCGGUGCCUGUAUUGAGAUGUCAAUGAGUUCAACAUGACUGUAAUUAACAAACUUUCAUAACCUUCAGUUGGUUCAUGGUACACGUUUCUAAAAUGACCCUUCAGUAGGGCCACUGUGUUCUUUUGGACCUCAGACAAUGUACCAUUGUGUCCACUGACCGUGCAACACAGGAAAACAAGAUAACCCUUCUGUCCUCGGAUAACUAACACAGUUGACCAUUUGAAUGGCCUCUAUUCUAUUUUGGACUCUGAUAUCCUUGUGGUUGUUUGAACAACAUUUUUCUGGCUUUUUUAUUCAAGUGAAAAUGUACAACUAUAUAGUUUUUAUAGCCAUAUACCUCUUUUUAAAGUUAUGGUAAAUGAAUGACUGUUUUAAAGGAGAGGCAGACCUUGAUUUUCUUAAAACAUCAUGUGUACAUGGGCAGUUGGACUUAUAUACCCUGCAACAUUUGAAGCAAUGGUGAUUUCACAACAUUUUUCAUGUAAUGUUUUUCCUAUUUCUGUUACCCACUGCACAGAUCUGAUUGUCUCAAGUUGGUCAACCUUCACCAUGCUAUAGGCCGUCCUUCUGUGAGCCUAAUGCACUAACCUUCAAACCCCCUUAAACCUGUGAAUGUACACCUCUUCUCUUCUUCCAGGUGAUUUUUUUUUUGUUUUUUGUCUUAUGUCCUAAAAUUGUGUCCUGACAUCCUGUCUAUGCAAAGCAAUGCUUCUAAGAGGGGGGGUUUGAACCAAAGGUAAUAUCUGUGGCAGCUUGCGUCCAACACAAUCAUUAAACUGAAAAGUCACGAGAGGAUUAAGUGCUGCUGCAUAAACCUGUCAUAUGCAAAGUAUUUUAGACGUCCUACCGAGAUCCAGUAUACAAUGUAUGAUAGCAAUCAAUGUAAUAAUCUCAAAUGUAAAUACCUACCAAUAAAACUGUUAC